This is a messenger RNA of Gaeumannomyces tritici R3-111a-1, 2771 nucleotides long. RefSeq lists its product as hypothetical. Bases 925 to 2463 code for a protein of 512 amino acids. The record is from RefSeq and is a predicted model, not a curated record. The transcript has 3 exons. Lineage: Eukaryota; Fungi; Ascomycota; Sordariomycetes; Magnaporthales; Magnaporthaceae. Gene Ontology annotation, biological process: regulation of transcription by RNA polymerase II. Gene Ontology annotation, cellular component: nucleus; SWI/SNF complex.
AUUGUGAGCAAAACCAUCGUCAUUUGUCAUUUGCGCUCGCCGGAAACCACAGAGCCACAAACCGCCCGCGACCCAUCUGGAUUGGAUCCGCGCCCGCCCUUGUUUGCCAUACGUGUGUCCCCUUCCCCUCUAGGUUCGCUCUCUUUUUUUCUUUUUUUUUUUUUUGUAGCACAACGCACAUCGCGUCAAGGGAGCCUCAUUGGCCCGGCAUGCAGCCGCAGUUCCGCCAGCAGUAUGCGCAGCAGCAGGUGCCGCAGAGGGCGCCGCAUAUUGGCGCUCCACGCCGCCCGGGCCAUGGUCAUGGUAUGUUUUGUUUUUGAUUUACUUGGUUUUUGCCCUGGUUGAAAAAUGGCCUUUGAGCUUGUCCGUCCGCCCCUGGGGAAUCCGUCGAAUACCGUAGCUUUCCCGCCUUCCCUGUCUUCCUCAAGCAAGCAAGCAAGCAAGCAAGCAAGCAAGCAAGCAACACACGCAAGCCCAAGCCCCGAUCCGCCAUUGAGAGUUCGAGUGCUAUUUGUUCUGCCCGCCACGGAAUCCACUCGGCCGGGGUGCGGGAAGCCAAAAAACCUCCCAAAAAUAAGGGGCCGGUGGAAAUCGCAAACCGGCUGGCGCUCUGCUUCCGCUGCCAGGGGUGGGAAAAUUGGAUCGGGGAUCCACGCGUGUGGUGCGCGAAGCGGCUUUGGCAAGAGAAGGCCUCGGCGCCGCCUGCUCCAUGCCACUUUGACUGGCCUUUGACAUGCACGCUCCACACGCCAGCGAGUAAGAGAAGGAAAGAAAGCGUGGCGGCCCACCUCCCUACUGCCGAACGGCCUACCGCUUUGCUUGCUUGCCGCCAUCGAAGACCGACACACCCACAGACGGACGGACAGGGCCAGAAGGACAGCAGACGAGAUCCCAUAGCUGACCAAGACGGCGGCGACGUACGUCAUGCCCCCGAAAACAGGCGGCCAGAUGAUGCCGGGACCCGGCGUGGUGCCUCACCCGGGGCAGCCCAUGCCCAUGGUGGCGGCGGGUGGCCCGCCGAUGAUGCAGCAGCAGCAGCCGCACGCCAGCGAGGGCGCGCGCCGCCUCAAGAGCCGCAGGCCCACGGACAAGACCAUGCCCGACGGCGUCGAGGACGCCAUCAUCGGUGACGGCGUCGCCCGCUACCGCGAUCUGCGCGACUACGAGAGGCGCCUCGACGCGACCAUGACCCGCAAGCGGCUGGACAUUGUCGACCCGGUGAACAAGGGCGCAAAGCGUUCCAAAACGAUGCGCAUCUGGAUCAGCAAUACCGUCGACGAGCAGCCGUGGCAGGCGCCCCUGAACACAGACAGUUUCGACUUUUCGACCAGCCACGACUCGAGCUACCGCGUCAAGAUCGAAGGCCGCCUGCUGGACGACGACGAGGACGAGGGCGACGAGAAGGAACAUGGCAAUGAGGCGCAAAAUGACAAGGACGACAAGGACGCCAUGGAGACAGACGCGCCCUCGACGAGCAAAGCCAAGGCGGCAGCUAAGCCGCAGCAGCGCGCGCGCUUCUCGCACUUCUUCAAGGCCAUAAACGUGACGGUGGACCGGCCGGGCGUGGCACCAGGGCCGGCGGGACCGGAGCAGCUGAUGGAGUGGAAGAAGCCCGAGCAGCGCGGCGGCGGCACGGCGGUGGGCAACCCGGCGGCCGACUUUGACGAGCUCACCUUCAAGCGGGGCGGCGAUGAGAACGUCAACGUCGUCUUCAGCCUGACACGGCACGAGGAGCCCGAGCGCUUCUCAAUCAGCCCGGCCCUGGCGGACAUUGUGGACAUGUCCGAGGGCUCGCGCACAGAGAUCACGACGCGGCUGUGGGACUACAUCCGGCUCAACGGCCUGCAAGAGGAGGAAGAGAAGCGCCAAUUUCGUUGCGAUCACCUCCUACGCAAGAUACUGGGACGAGACGUGGGUGCCAUCCCGCUCCUCCAGGACUACAUCACGGCGCAUCUGAUGCCACUACCUCCCGUCAGGCUGCCGUACACGAUCCGGGUGGACCAAGAAUUCCACUCGGCAGCAGGCGGCCCGCAGCCCACCAUUUACGACGUGCAGGUGUUGGUUGACGACCCCCUGCGCGCGGCGCUGCCCAAGCUCUCGCUCCCGUUCGGAAGCCACCCCAACGCCGAGUACGGGCAGAUGCUGCGCGAGGUGGCGCGGCUCGACGAGCAGCUCUCGGUUCUGGUCGGGGCCGUCUACGACUCCAAGGCCAAGCACGCAUUCUUCACGCAGAUGCAGCGCGACCCAGCCAACUUUGUCAAGGGCUGGCUGUCGUCGCAGCAGCGGGACCUCGAGGUCGUGAUGGGCGAGUCGGUCCGCGGCAAGGGCGCAUCCGGCGACACCAUCACAGGUGGCGACGAGUGGCGGCGCGGUGGCAGAGACAGUGUCUGGGCCACCGAGAGCGCGCGCGAGGGGGUCAGUGUGCUGCUGGCGAGGCAGCCGGCCAUGGCGGGGAUGCGGUGAUGACGGUGGCCUGGUGGGUGAACAUGUGUGAUUUAGGCGUCUCGAAUUUCUUUAUUUCUCCUUUUUUUUCUCUCUCAUCUUUUUGGGUUUAAGGGCCCAUGUGUAAACUUGAGCAAACAGACCGAGGCGCCCUGGCGUUGGAACGAGAGUAAUACGGAAAGCUUGGCCGGGCAACCUUUCCUGCAGUGUUUGGGGUGGUCGGUGUUAGGACAUGAAUAAUUGGCUUAUCGCCGGUGCGGGACGGUGACGUCUGAGUCCGCUAUCUACUUUCCUUAGCUAUAAAGUUCACGCGGGCGACAGCUUUCUUG